Poeciliopsis prolifica (blackstripe livebearer) is the source of this 2062-nucleotide messenger RNA. RefSeq names its product WRN helicase interacting protein 1 (gene wrnip1). The record is from RefSeq and is a predicted model, not a curated record. The coding region runs from base 6 to 1778 and encodes 590 amino acids. The transcript has 7 exons. Gene Ontology annotation, cellular component: nucleus. Lineage: Eukaryota; Metazoa; Chordata; Actinopteri; Cyprinodontiformes; Poeciliidae. Gene Ontology annotation, molecular function: single-stranded DNA helicase activity; ATP binding; ATP hydrolysis activity. Gene Ontology annotation, biological process: DNA repair; regulation of DNA repair; DNA-templated DNA replication.
CCAACAUGGCGGACGAGGCAAUUUCGAACUCAGUUCAAUGUCCUGUUUGUUUCAAAGACUUCACACCUGGAGCAAUUAACGGACAUCUGGACACAUGUUUGCUGAGCAGCGCUGCUGACAGUCCGUCCACCGCUGCUGUGAGUGGGCCUCCAGUGAAGAAAGUGCGCGUUUCGGAGCCUGUCAACGACUCUGCUUCCUCCUUCUCCUCCGCCAUGCCUGGGACACAAUCCUCUUCUUCGGUUUUCUCUCUGUUUCAAGCCAACAAGGACAAACUUGACGCUCAGCCUGAGAGAAGUGCGGCCAAGCGAAGUCCAGUCAGUGCUUUUAGUAAGGGAACUAAACGUGUAUUGACUGUGUCGGGAUCAACAGGGACAGAGACUCCAUCUGUGCCAAACAGCGAAGCUGAGAAGAACAUUAAUCACUUACCAGCACGGACCCUGUUAUCAUUAAACAAACCUCUGGCGGAGGUUCUGAGACCGAACACGCUGGAGGAUUACUUUGGCCAGAACAAAGUUGUAGGCCAGCAAACUCUCAUCCGGUCGCUUCUGGAAUCUCAGGAGAUCCCAUCUCUUCUUCUCUGGGGUCCACCGGGAUGUGGAAAGACAACCCUAGCCCACAUCAUUGCCAGCACGAGUAAAAAGAAAGGAUCGGCUCGUUUUGUCACACUGUCGGCCACCAGUGCAUCCACCAACGAAGUCCGAGAGGUGAUCAAGCAGGCACAGAAUGAGCUCAGGCUGUGCAAGAGAAAGACAAUCCUGUUCAUUGAUGAAAUUCACCGCUUUAACAAAUCCCAGCAGGACACCUUCCUGCCUCAUGUGGAGUGCGGUACCGUCACUCUGAUUGGAGCAACCACUGAGAAUCCAUCCUUCCAGGUGAACGCUGCUUUGCUGAGUAGAUGCAGGGUGCUGGUUCUGGAGAAGCUGUCGGUCGAGGCAAUGGGCUCAAUUUUGAACAGGGCAGUGGCCGCACUUGGGAUCCAAGUCCAAGGACAAGAUUCAACAAAUUCCUCUUAUCGAGACGAGACCAGUAGCUAUGAACCAACUAUAUACAUAGAGCAGAAAGCCUUGGACACCAUAGCCUACCUCUGUGAUGGUGACGCAAGAACUGGACUCAAUAGUCUCCAGCUGGCUGUUCAAGCUCAGAUGAAAUCCCCACAACUGAACCAGUCAACACAACACGGAUUUCCUCAAGAGAUUGUGGUGACAGAGGAGCAUAUCAAGGAGGGUCUCCAGAGGUCCCACAUCCUCUAUGAUAAAGCAGGUGAGGAGCAUUACAACUGUAUCUCAGCGUUGCAUAAGUCCAUGAGAGGCUCCCACGAGAAUGCCUCCCUCUACUGGCUGGGCCGCAUGCUGGAGGGCGGUGAGGAUCCGCUCUACGUGGCCCGCAGGCUGGUCCGCUUCGCCAGCGAGGAUGUUGGUUUGGCUGACCCCUCCGCUCUCACUCAGGCUGUAUCCACCUUUCAAGCCUGUCACUUCAUUGGUAUGCCUGAAUGUGAGGUAAUCCUUGCUCAAUGUGCUGUCUACCUUGCACGAGCUCCCAAGUCUAUAGAGAUCUAUAAGGCGUAUGGCAAUGUAAAAGCAUGUUUGAGAAAUCACAAAGGUCCCCUCCCUCCUGUCCCCCUGCACCUACGCAAUGCACCCACCAGGCUGAUGAAACAGCUGGGCUAUGCUAAAGGCUACAAAUACAACCCAGAAUUUAGCAGCCCGGUGGAACAGGAGUACCUGCCUGAGGAGCUCCGGGGUUUUGACUUCUUCACCUGGACACCAUCAAACCCUUGAGUGUUUGAGUUACUCACAAGCCAUUGUGAAGCUGAAGACCAAAUCUACAAAGCUUUGUACUCCAAGAGUUUGCUUGCAACCAUUGAAAUUAGCCCCUGAAGGUUUAUAGAUUUUUUUUUCUCUACCCUGAUUAUUUCAAAAUAAUCAGAGUAGAAAUUUACCCUUCAGAAUAUGGUCUAAAGGGUAAAUUGCAUUUUUCUAUUACUUUUUUCUCUGUAUAGCAGAAAUUGAGUAAUACCACUCUUAUUAAACUUAAAGGGUUUACAGAUUAUGCUUUUAUGUAU